AUGGAUCUUCGCGAAGUGUUAAAUGCGACUGGGAGCUUAGCUCCGCCAGGCCAGCAGCCGCCGGGUCUGGUUUCACGCGAUCUAUAUCGUCGCCACGGGCAUGGCAACCCCCAGAACCACGCUUGUGUAUACUGUCGACGGUCUCACAUGUCUUGCGAUCUUGGGAGACCGUGCACCAGAUGCAUCAAGCGCAAUAUCGGACAUCUCUGCCACGACGAGCGUUUCGAUACUGGUUUGCAGAAGGGCAAAAGUACCCAGCCUGGCCAGACUGCACAAGCCAACACCACGAGUCUACCAAACUCCAAUCUUGAAAUAUGCCACUACACGAUAUCACGAGAUCACACUGGAGGAGCAGAGGACCAGAAAUGCGAGAUAUUGGCCGACUUUGCGAGAAAGCAUACUAGAGCAUGGACUAAUAUAUCACUUGCGAAUAUAAACAGUCCAAUUGCCAAUCCGGAAACUUCUCCUGAAGGUCUCAGAUCUCUUUAUGGUCCAGGCCACUAUGCAACCCAUAGUGAAUUAUUGAUGUGA
Molecule: messenger RNA, 531 nt
Organism: Fusarium fujikuroi IMI 58289
Lineage: Eukaryota; Fungi; Ascomycota; Sordariomycetes; Hypocreales; Nectriaceae
Exons: 1
Coding region: 1-531 (176 amino acids)
Biological process (GO): regulation of DNA-templated transcription
Cellular component (GO): nucleus
Molecular function (GO): RNA polymerase II transcription regulatory region sequence-specific DNA binding; zinc ion binding; DNA-binding transcription factor activity, RNA polymerase II-specific
Source: RefSeq, a predicted model, not a curated record